Messenger RNA from Nymphaea colorata (pocket water lily), 1767 nucleotides. Its product is annotated as probable sodium/metabolite cotransporter BASS3, chloroplastic. The coding region runs from base 96 to 1394 and encodes 432 amino acids. The transcript is spliced from 5 exons. Gene Ontology annotation, cellular component: membrane. The record is from RefSeq and is a predicted model, not a curated record. Lineage: Eukaryota; Viridiplantae; Streptophyta; Magnoliopsida; Nymphaeales; Nymphaeaceae.
GUGGAAGUGAUAGAGCAUCGUCGUUCCCUUCGGAGCCACUCCCUUCUCUCUCUCUCUCUCUCUCUCUCUUUCUCUCUCUCUCUCUUUCUCUCCGGAUGGCCGCCAUGGCUUCUUCCUCGUCAUGCUUGGCCCGGCCACUGAAUGCGAGCGGGUACAGGGACGAAGGGCUUCGUCGCGUGAAAGGGUGUCUCCUUGUUUCCAGCAGGACAUGCGCCGGCUUGCCGCCUCUGAAGCUCGAGACGGGGAGCAGGAAAAGGAGGUCUCAUGGAGGGGAGUGGGGAGUCGUCGCGUGUUCCCCUCCUCCAUGCUUGGGCAGGGUGGGCAGGCAGAGGAGGGAGGGAAACGUCUCCCUCCUUUCUUUUGGGGUGGUAGGUCCGCAGGCCUCAGGGAAGACGGACCCGUCUAAGCUUCUAUCUGGAAUGCUCCCCUACAUCGUCGCCGCCACAGCCGCCGCCGCACUUGUCAAUCCGGGCACCUUCUCCUGGGUAUCGAAGGAGUACUAUGCCCCUGCUCUUGGUGGGAUUAUGCUGUCAAUUGGUGUUCAACUGUCCAUAAGUGAUUUCGCUCUGGCAUUUCAAAGACCUUUACCGCUAUUUAUUGGAUUUAUGGCACAGUAUGUGCUCAAACCAAUGUUGGGCUUCUUAAUCGCUAGAGUUUUUGGGGCACCUCCCAUUUUUGCUGCUGGUUUCAUUUUGACUGCAUGUGUUGGUGGUGCACAACUCUCAAGUUACGCCAAUUAUUUAGGAAAAGGGGAUGUGGCUUUGAGCAUUCUUUUGACCAGUUAUACAACAAUAUCUUCUGUGAUCGUUACACCACUUCUUACUGGUUUACUAAUAGGGUCUGUGGUUCCAGUUGAUGGCCUUGCCAUGUCGAAAUCAAUAUUACAGGUGGUGCUGGUUCCUGUCACUCUUGGACUCUUGCUAAACACAUAUGCCAAGGCAUUUGUAAAUGCUAUUAGACCGGUUAUGCCAUUUCUUGCCAUGGUUUGCACUUCACUAUGUAUUGGUAGCCCCCUGGCCAUUAAUCGUGAUCAGCUAUUAUCUGGAGAGGGUCUUCGCUUACUUCUACCAGUUUUGGCAUUUCAUAUGUCAGCAUUCAUCAUUGGAUAUUGGAUAUCUAAACUUCCUGUUUUAAGACAAAAAGAGAGUGUCUGCAGGACCAUAUCAUUAUGUACAGGGAUGCAAAGCUCCACUCUGGCCGGCCUCCUUGCUACCCAGUUCCUUGGAGGUACUCAUGCAGUCCCGGCUGCUUGUUCUGUAGUAGCAAUGGCUAUCAUGGGCCUUUGUCUUGCCUCCUUUUGGGGCCGCGGACUACGAAUCCUUGACCUACCAAGUCAAGCAGUCUCACAAAUCAGUUCAACCUUCACUUCCCAUGGAUCUGAAGCCUAUUCAUGAGGAACUGGGAUACCAGCUUGGCUACAAAGUGAGAGCUUGAAGCAGACGCUCUCAGGAAGUGCAUGUACAGUUAAGCGUGCUGCGUGCACUGUGAAUAGAGACUUGAAAGGUUUGGAGCAUGAUAUGACAUGCAAUAUACUGUCUAAGCUAUACUAUCACAUACUUGAGUCGCAAGGAGCCAGCUCAUGGUAUUUGAGAACUAGAUGCUUGAAUGCCACAAGAAUUUUGAUCACACCAUGACUGUGAUACCAGAGAAGGUUCAGCUGGUGCAGUUCAGUGUAAUUUAAUGUACAGCAUAUUAACAUACACUUUGGUCUUGAUGAUUUGAUAUAUCAUCUUUGAUUGAUGUUAAUUAGUGAUGGGUUACAUGGAA